AUGGGGGAGAUGCAGAUGGGCAAUCAGCAGACAAGGCCAAUGAUAAACCCAAGGUAAGGUGCGUGUGUACAGGUUCACCGUGUUAAAGUGGUGCUCCUCUCUCACUACCAUCUUCUGUUUACUGUGUUGAGUUGGUGCUCCUCUCUCAUACCAUCUUUUGUUCACCAUGUUGAGGCCUGGGGCUCCUCUCUCAACACCACACCCCCAUCUUCUGUUCACUGUAGUGAAGUGGUUCUCCUCUCUCACUACCAUCUUCUGUUCACUGUGGUGAAGUGGUUCUCCUCUCUCACUACAAUCUUCUGUUCACUGUGGUGAAGUGGUGAUCCUCUCUCACUACCACACUACCAUCUUCUGUUCACUGUGGUGAGUGGUUCUCCCCUCUCACUACCAUCUUCUGCUCUUUGUGGUGAAGUGGUUCUCCUCUCUCACUAUGAUCUUCUGUUCACUGUGGUGAAGUGGUGAUCCUCUCUCACUACCACACUACCAUCUUCUGUUCACUGUGGUGAAGUGGUUCUCCUCUCUCACUACCAUCUUCUGCUCACUGUGGUGAAGUGGAGCUCUUCUCCCACUACAGUCUGCUGCUCUUUGUGGUGAAGUGGUUCUCCUCUCUCACUACCAUCUUCUGUUCACUGUGGUGAAGUGGUUCUCCUCUCUCACUACCAUCUUCUGCUCACUGUGGUGAAGUGGAGCUCUUCUCCCACUACAAUCUUCUGCUCUUUGUGGUGAAGUGGUUCUCCUCUCUCACUACCAUCUUCUGUUCACUGUGGUGAAGUGGUGAUCCUCUCUCACUACCACACUACCAUCUUCUGUUCACUGUGGUGAAGUGGUGCUCCUCUCUCACUACCAUCUUCUGCUCUUUGUGGUGAAGUGGUUCUCCUCUCUCACUACCAUCUUCUGUUCACUGUGGUGAAGUGGUGAUCCUCUCUCACUACCACACUACCAUCUUCUGUUCACUGUGGUGAAGUGGUGCUCCUCUCUCACUACCAUCUUCUGCUCUUUGUGGUGAAGUGGUUCUCCUCUCUCACUACCAUCUUCUGUUCACUGUGGUGAAGUGGUGCUCCUCUCUCACUACCAUCUUCUGCUCUUUGUGGUGAAGUGGUGCUCCUCUCUCACUACCAUCUUCUGUUCACUGUGGUGAAGUGGUGCUCCUCUCUCACUACCAUCUUCUGCUCCUUGUGGUGAAGUGGUGAUCCUCUCUCACUACCAUCUUCUGUUCACUGUGGUGAAGUGGUGAUCCUCUCUCACUACCACACUACCAUCUUCUGUUCACUGUGGUGAAGUGGUGCUCCUCUCUCACUACCAUCUUCUGCUCUUUGUGGUGAAGUGGUUCUCCUCUCUCACUACCAUCUUCUGCUCACUGUGGUUAAGUGGUGCUCUUCUCUCACUACCAUCUUCUGCUCUUUGUGGUGAAGUGGUUCUCCUCUCUCACUACCAUCUUCUGUUCACUGUGGUGAAGUGAUGAUCCUCUCUCACUACCACACUACCAUCUUCUGUUCACUGUGGUGAAGUGGUUCUCCUCUCUCACUGCCAUCUUCUGCUCUUUGUGGUGAAGUGGUUCUCCUCUCUCACUACCAUCUUCUGUUCACUGUGGUGAAGUGGUGAUCCUCUCUCACUACCACACUACCAUCUUCUGUUCACUGUGGUGAAGUGGUUCUCCUCUCUCACUACCAUCUUCUGCUCUUUGUGGUGAAGUGGUUCUCCUCUCUCACUACCAUCUUCUGUUCACUGUGGUGAAGUGGUGCUCCUCUCUCACUACCAUCUUCUGUUCACUGUGGUGAAGUGGUGAUCCUCUCUCACUACCACACUACCAUCUUCUGUUCACUGUGGUGAAGUGGUGCUCCUCUCUCACUACCAUCUUCUGCUCUUUGUGGUGAAGUGGUUCUCCUCUCUCACUACCAUCUUCUGUUCACUGUGGUGAAGUGGUGAUCCUCUCUCACUACCAUCUUCUGCUCACUGUGGUGAAGUGGUGCUCUUCUCUCACUACCAUCUUCUGCUCUUUGUGGUGAAGUGGUUCUCCUCUCUCACUACCAUCUUCUUUUCACUGUGGUGAAGUGGUGAUCCUCUCUCACUACCACACUACCAUCUUCUGUUCGCUGUGGUGAAGUGGUGCUCCUCUCUCACUACCAUCUUCUGCUCUUUGUGGUGAAGUGGCUCUCCUCUCUCACUACCAUCUUCUGUUCUCUGUGGUGAUGUGGUGAUCCUCUCUCACUACCACACUACCAUCUUCUGUUCACUGUGGUGAAGUGGUGAUCCUCUCUCACUACCAUCUUCUGCUCUUUGUGGUGAAGUGGUUCUCCUCUCUCACUACCAUCUACUGUUCACUGUGGUGAAGUGGUGAUCCUCUCUCACUACCAUCUUCUGUUCACUGUGUUGAAGUUGUGCUCCUCUCUCACUACCAUCUUCUGUUCAUUGUCUAAUACAGGCUAAGAAUGUAUUUCCUAGAAUGUGGACUGUUUGCUUUGGAAUACUGUAGUAAAAGCUAUUUUUUAUUUGUUCUGUAGAAUAGCACUAUUAUUAUGUCAUACUGUGUCAUUUCUACUUUUAAGGAUAUUUUUUUCAUAUGGAUGGGUUUAAAUGUCUUGAUUGUUUAGCACUUAGACUAAAUAUGGUGCAGGAGUUAAUUGCAGAAUGCAUUUAUGCAUCUAUGCCAUUUGCCUACACCUUAUACUUAGGCCACAUUGGCCUGCAGCACCCUUCCUCCUGAAAUGUAUUUGGUCAGGGGUCAAUACAUACAUAAAACUUGUUUUAAGAAAUAAAAUGCUAUUUACUAGUCUGAAAUGUUACAAUCAUUUACAUGCCUUGAGUAUGGCAAAGUUUGUGUCACUUACUAUUAGAUAAGUAUCCAAUGCCCUUUAAAAUAAUGUUCGCCAAGGAUUUUUGCUUUAGCAAAUGUCACUGACUGGUAUGAUUACAUCUGUUUAUAUUGUCCUUUUUAUUCUUUUUUGGUCUGGUGUUUAGUUGUGACUCGUUGUGACUCAGGCUUAUUUUAAAUGUCACUGUUCCUUAUUACUCCCAAAAUUUAUGAUGCAAAUUCAUGAGGAGGAUAAACUUUUACAUUCUCAUUUUUUAGAACUUCUUUAUAUCCAUGUCAGUGGUGUAGCAAGGAUGAGUGCUGCAUGGGGCAGACCAAGUUUCCCCUCCCCCUCCCCACCCCACCCCCAAGCUGUGGGGCAGUUGGCAGAAAAUGGCAGCCCCUCAAUAUAUAGAAAAGAGUGCCAUGGGAUAGACCGCUCCCUUCAAACACCAUUGACUGUAAAAUACUUGCAUUUAGAAAAUCUGUCUCUGUCCCAUCCCAUUGUAAUCUAUUUUUUAAGUUUUAUUUCUUUCUCACUUUUAAUUUUUUAAUUUUCUAAAGCUUGAGACCACAGUAAGUACAUUUGUUAUUGAAGUUAUUGUUGCAGUUAACAGCUUGCGGUUUGAUCUUGAAAUGUGAAUAUUUUAAAACAAAACACCAGUAAUUACGGUUUAGUACAAUGUCUGUUUUCAUUGGUAACAAUAAAAUUGCUCAUCAACUACAAGAAAAGCUGUGCUCAAAUACAUGCAUUACAUAGUAAAUGUAUUUUGUGAUAUUUGUAAACCAUGUGCGUUUUUACUGGUAAAUCCACAUGUUCUGUAUUUUAUUAUGCUCAAUCCCUCCUCCCUUUGUAUUAUUUUGUCUAAAAAGAAUGAAGGGGCCUUCCGUAGAUGAUGUGACAUUAAUUUGGCCUAUUUUUUACAUCACACCCCAGUUCCCCCCCAAAAAAAAGAAUUAGUCAAAAUUUGUAACACAAAUAUGACACUUUUGUUACACAAUCACAACAACCCCCAAAUGGGUAACAUUGUUUAUGGAUGGCCCUUUAUGUGUAUGUAAAAUGUGUUUCUGAUGUGUCACCCAGGCCCCAUAUACAACUGACAAGGAUUUUUUUUUUCUUAUCAAAUAUAUUGUACAAUAAAUAUAAAUGCUCUUUGUAUUGAGAGUAAAAGAAACAUGUUCAAUAACACAAUACCCAAAGGAAGACAAAGCAAUGUGGAAAAAAAACCUUUCUUAACAUCACUUAGAACAAUAAAAAAAUAAUAAUAAUAAACCACUUCUAAUAAUUCCUGAUGAAAUGAGUUUGAGACUACAGUGGGUUUGAAAAUUGAUAAAAAGUCAAUGUUUUUGAUGUCUAAAACCUUUAAAUAUCCUUUAAGUACGAGUUUUUCACUUCACGCUUUAAACUCUGAGGAUUGUAUAAGAGUUGAUGCCUAAUAUCAUCUAAUACAUUUUAAAAAUAAUUUUCAAAAAUUAAAUUUUCAUGGCUUCCGGCUUGGGAAUAGCUUGUGACAACAUCUUGUAGGUUUGUGCACUUCAAACUGUGCUUAUUCAUAUUCCUGUUUUAUUCAGCAGUACUCUCUUGGUAUGAAAAGGUCAACAAAGUUUUCAUUGAAUGAUUUAUAUAUGGGGGAUAUUGAUAAAAUGUUCUUUUCCAUUUAUAUUAAAGUUUUUCAUAAAAUCACUUGCACUUUGCUUGAAUGUUUCAACAAAGUCAUUCUAGCCAUUUCCCUACACCGUGGAGAGCUAACUUGGUUUCACAAUAGGUCAAAAUUUGUCAGAUCCUGGAAGGAUCUUUUCAUAAGAAAUUUCAUCCUUUUGUUUGAUAAAAUUCAAAACUAUAAAUGGUUGGGAAGUUUUGCGUUAUCUAAGUUAUGCUCAUGUUGAUGUUUGUCGUAAAGGUUUGACAUUUGGAAUUUUUUUUUUAUUAAGCAUGCCAAAUGUUAUGUCAUUGGUGCUAGGUUGGCCCUGUGAUAAUAUGGUAAUGUUGCUUGACUAAAAUUCAUUUGAGGUUGUCCCCAGAUAUGGUAGAAUAAUUAGGUUGAAGAAAUCAUUCUAAGUAAAAAGUCUCAACCACCAGGACAGUAGCCAGGAAGGUGUGGGAUUAAACAUUGUCUUUAUUUAAGCAUAUAUAAAUACAGUGUUACCAAUGAGUUAAAGCUGCUUGAAUAAAUCCAGGGCUGAAAAAAAAUUAAUAAAUGUUAUUUAGUCAUCUUAAUCUGGAUACAAGGUAUCCAUUCCAAAUGAUAUCUGGCUCCCCUGUUUCAGCAGAGUCUCACUGGCAUGUAGGUGACAAUGGCUAAUAAAUACAAAAUACUUACUGGGGAGAAUGACAAUCCUUUCAAGGAGACCUUCUUUUUCAAAUUCUGCAACUUUUAUAUUUUUCCAAUACGGUUAUUGUCAUGACUUGGCAUUUUAUUCAUGUGAAAAUGUUUCACAUAAUUUGUUCUUUCCGCAGUUAGUAAAAAUAUGUGUUUGGUUGAGAGGAAGGGCAGGGUGGCGAUAUUAUUUAAUCCAUCCCAAUUUCAGGGCGCCGCUCUGCAGGCGACUCAAUUUCAUCUGUGCAUGUUUUUUCAGCUUUCGUAAAAAGUAUAAAGGUUUUUACGUUUUCUUUUGAAUCAAGGUGUGUUGAAUGUGUUGUAUCUGCUUUGACUGAUAAUCUUGUGUUUUUUACCGCGAUGAAUAGUGAUUACAUGGAUUUUUUGGACAUCGUUGCCAUACACCAAGACAAAUCAGUAGCCGCCAUAUUGGAAAUAAUUGAGACGCUAUCUUGUAUACAAAUGGCAAGAUCAAAACAACCAUUUAAAGACGAAUGGACUACAGACAAAAGGCUGAUCUUGGAGAAGAAAACCUCCGCUCAAACAAAAAUCCAAGACUUUUGUCAUUAAAGAAAUCAAUAGUUACCGCACACUUUCACGCCGAAUGUCUUGCUACAGACUAACAUUAAGGAACAAAAACUCUAACAUUACAAGGGCUGAAGGAAAUAUGUACGAUGAAUGUAAAAAACAAAUUUCCAUUUAUUUGGAUAAAUAAAAAUAUCUUAUCUUAUUUUUUUUUUGUUGAUGAUUACUAUGAUACAGAAACUUUAAAAAUUGCUCAUGGGUCUUUAAAGAUAGAAAAAUAAAAUGUAUGUUAAAAAGCAAGUUUUGCAAAAGAAACGAAAGGAUCACCCUGAGAAUUUGAAAAAUAUCUAAUAGAAUAAAUGUAGAUUAAUAAAAAAGACCCUUAUUGUCUUUAAAAAUUCAUGUACAGUGGUUCAUAUUUUUUUUCUUCAUGUCCAUUCUUAUUGGUUUGAAUGCUGGGGGCUACGUUCAGUUUAUUGGAUUGUCCUGUCGCCUUCGUCUAUGUCAGAUGGUCCCAGGGCUAUUAUGUGAUUUACACUGGCUCCAUACACAAUCAACAACCCCAGGUGACACUGUGUACUUAAAACUAUGCUGAGUGACACCACAUCAUCAUAAGUCUUUGAAAUAUUUCUACAUUGUUGAUAGCAGUGUGCUCUAACCAUGACAUUUUUAACAUAAAUCAUAUGCUUGAGAAUUAAUCACUUUGUAUAUAACUAUCAAUCUCAAAAUUGCAAAAUUAAAUGUUACGUUUUACAACAACCAAAUUUAUAUUUGAAGACCCUGUAAUGAAAGACAUAAAAUGUCAUUUAUUUUAUAUAACGGGGAAAAAAAUAUUUUUUUUUGUCUUUGGAAGUUCUGUACUAACACUACUAAUACGUGGUUUUUUUUUAUAUAUGUUGCUAUUUUCAUGUUACAUGAAUGAAGAAAUAUUAAAAAAUAUUAAUCCUCAAACAAAUAUUUAUGUCAUUUAUGCAUACAUGUAUGUUUUAAGCGUUUUUGCUGGAUGUGAUUUCCCAUCUUAACAAAAAAAUAUAUAAAAGGAAGCUAUUAUGACAUUAAAUAAUAAAUCAUAAUUUACUAUGUAGCUGGGUUUUGACCACUAAAUGUUCCCUUGACUUUACUGAUGUGAUUUACGCUUAACUGAUGUAGUUAAGAUUGAGACUUUACAGAUGUAGAUGGGAUUGGCACUUUACUAAUAUAAAUGGGACUUUUCUCAGAUAAUACCUAAUUAAUUUUCAUGGAACUAAAUAUAAUCUUUUCCAUUUUCUGUACUCUUAGGUCAGAAACUUAUUCCUUUCCGAUGGUAACCGACGUAUUGACUUUGUCCUGGCUUGGACAACAGAAAUCAAUAAGAAAACAGAAACGGCCAAACAGGCCAGAAAGCUCUUUGAGGAAAACCUGGUGAAAGAAGGACUACAAUUGGAAUAUGAUACUGUAUGUUAAAUUAGAUAUUUCCUUACUUCAACUUGUCUUCAAGGAUUAAAUAGUCAAACCAUUUCAUCAAUAAUUCAACUAGAAUAUAUUCCCUAUUGAUUACAACCCAGAUUCUAUGUGCUAAUUUUUGCCAGAGAUUUCUGCCUGAGAGAUUAGACCUGUCAAUGUGAUGAAGAGCAAAAAAAAGAUUGGAUAUUCAGUUAGCAUAAUUCCCUCUGUACGUCUGUCUGGAGCUAACGCUAAGAGAGACAAUAUAGCGUUGCAGUUUAAGAAUAUGUAGUUGCAUCCACUUAAAAAUUCAUAAAAGAAAUUUUUCCCUACAUUAUCGAGAGUUUUUAAAAAUAUUUUUAUUUUUAUUUUGUAGAUAAUUAUAAAUUUUGAUGAUCUGAAUCUUAGAUACCGGUAUUAAACUUUUGAAAACAGGUGUCAUUCUUCAUGGUUAAUACUAGUUUUUACAUAAUCUACAUUGAAUUUCAUUUUGCUCUAGUGGCUUUAAUCAUUUUAAAUAUCUUUUUUUUUCCUUUACCAGAGAGGCACAGGUGUCCAUUUUGUAAAAGUUCAUGCCCCGUUCGAUGUUCUGAAAAGAUAUGCUGACAUUCUCAAACUGCGAAUGCCAAUGAAAGAGGUAAAAAAAAAAAAAAUUGUCUUUAGUUUCUAG
Lymnaea stagnalis (great pond snail) is the source of this 7726-nucleotide messenger RNA. The record is from the annotation of a GenBank genome assembly. Lineage: Eukaryota; Metazoa; Mollusca; Gastropoda; Lymnaeidae.